AUGUGGUAUCCGAUGUUUUGCCGUUUCAUCGCAACGGUGUUGCUCGCCCAACUCGCUCUUGGAGCAACGACCGAUGCCACUUACGCUACAGGUACUGGGAGCUCGGUGCGGCCGUCUUUCAUGUACUCCAACACCACACAGAGCUCUUCUCCCUCUUCUGCCUUGGCUUCAUCGGGCCUUGGAAGCUCCCUCUCGACUUAUUCUAGUGCUGUGAGCUCUGGUACCAGCAUUGCUCCUUCUAGCGGGGUGACCUCUGCACCCUCUAGCGUUUCAGGCGCGGUCACGGUGGUCGAAACUGUAACCUCCACUACCACGGUGCACUCCACUUCCACCGUAUACACGACGGUGACCUCUACGGUCAUGGCGACUGAAAUCGUUACUGCUGCCCCCGUGACAAGUACGGUCAUUGAAAUUGAGACAGCUACAGUCGUCUCGACUGUCUAUGGCACUGAGACAGACACGGUUACCCAAACGGCCUCAACUACUACGACUACCACUGCCACCACUACGGAGACCUCCUCUGCAACUGUCACCCUCAUUUAA
This is a messenger RNA of Lachancea dasiensis, 543 nucleotides long. NCBI's taxonomy places the organism in Eukaryota, Fungi, Ascomycota, Saccharomycetes, Saccharomycetales, Saccharomycetaceae. The record is from the annotation of a GenBank genome assembly.